This is a messenger RNA of Torulaspora delbrueckii, 531 nucleotides long. It is a transcript of the gene UPS1, whose product is annotated as Ups1p. Bases 1 to 531 code for a protein of 176 amino acids. Gene Ontology annotation, biological process: phospholipid transport. Lineage: Eukaryota; Fungi; Ascomycota; Saccharomycetes; Saccharomycetales; Saccharomycetaceae. The record is from RefSeq and is a predicted model, not a curated record. Gene Ontology annotation, cellular component: mitochondrial intermembrane space. The transcript has a single exon. Gene Ontology annotation, molecular function: phosphatidic acid transfer activity.
AUGGUCCUGUGGCAUAAAAAUACUCACGUCUUUGACAACGAUUUUGCCACAGUAUCGUUGGCUUUCUUCAACAGAUAUCCGAACCCUUAUGCCAGUCAUGUACUAUCGAUAGAUACGCUUUCGAGAGAAACAGAUUCAAACGGGCAUUUGCACACUACUAGAUUAAUAAAGAAGUCAGGUAAACUACCACGAUGGUCAAAGACUUUUUUGGGGAAGAUUACGGACUCAUGGAUCAUCGAACGUUCGGUAGUGGACCCUUCCCGGGCUGUGAUGAAAACCUAUACAAAAAAUUUGGAUCAUACAAGAAUUAUUCAAGUGGAGGAAUAUACUACGUAUCAUCGUGAGGAGAAUAGCUCGAAGACUUUUGUUACCAGUGAAGUGAAAUUUUCAAGUGGGUUCCAAUUGGGUGUAAAGAAUAAAAUCGAGGACUGGUCUCGCUCAAAGUUUGAUGAAAAUAUCAAGAAGAGUAGGCUCGGCAUGGCUUUUGUCAUGCAGCAAUUGCAAAAUAGAGGUGAGUUUUUGUCUUCUUGA